Molecule: messenger RNA, 3004 nt
Organism: Scleropages formosus (Asian bonytongue)
Lineage: Eukaryota; Metazoa; Chordata; Actinopteri; Osteoglossiformes; Osteoglossidae
Product: collagen alpha-1(VIII) chain-like
Exons: 3
Coding region: 276-2483 (735 amino acids)
Molecular function (GO): protein binding
Source: RefSeq, a predicted model, not a curated record
CUCGCACAAACACACACCCAGUCACAUUGUCCUGCUAUUUAGCUUGCUUACUUUCUCUCUCAUCGAAUUUCUCAUACCCACCCCAUCUUUCUCUCUCCCCUCCCUCAAGCUCCAGCUUUUUUCUCUCUUUAUUUCCUCUGGUGUACCUCUCUCCCUGUGCCCACCUCUUCAGGAGAACAUCUAAACCACACCCACCUGUGCAUAAAAGCCAAGUGCAUACUGCCUACCAUCAUUCAGAGCUCUUUUCUGCAGUAAUUGCACUACUUACGCAGGUCAUGGACUCAUCCCUUCUUUCCACUGGUCUUCUGAUACAGCUUGCUGCACUGUGCUCUGUCCAUGGAGGAGUAUAUUAUGGCCAUAAACAGCUGCCCCAGCAGCACCGGCCUCUGCCUCAGUUACCACGCUUACCCCUGGGGAAGGAAGUACUGACUCCACCACAGUACCAGGGCAAGGAGAUACCACGUGUAAGAUAUCUAAAAGAGGUUGCCAUACUCCCACAGUACAGGAAGGAACUGCCACGUGUCCCGUCACAUAUGACAAAAGAGAUCCAACGAAAAGGUGGCAAAGGUGAAACUAUUCCCAAAGGAGAGAAGGGUGUCCCUGGAGACAUUGGCCCCAUGGGGCCACCAGGACCCCCAGGUCCUCCAGGAGUUCCUGGCCAUGGUUCAUCAGGGCCCCCUGGGAAGCCAGGUCCCCCAGGACCCCCAGGUAAUACAGGCAUCAGCAAACCAGGAAUUCCAGGAAGGCCAGGUAAACUAGGAGAAACGGGAUUUCCAGGACCGAAGGGUGAGUCAGGUCCUCCAGGCAGAAAGGGGCCUGUUGGAUUGCCAGGGCCUCAAGGUCUUCCAGGCCCUCCAGGAUUGCCUGGUUUGGGAAAACUGGGGACUCAGGGGCUUCCAGGGCAAACAGGGCCACGGGGUGAGGCUGGGUACAAAGGCCCUCCAGGACUACCUGGACUGCCUGGGCCCAAAGGUGAUAAAGGAAUUGGUGUACCAGGAUUACCAGGAUUCAAAGGACCUGGUGGACUUCCAGGGUCACCGGGUCACGCUGGAAUUCCAGGUGUGGGAAAGCCAGGUCUAAAUGGACUCCCUGGAGUACCAGGGGUUCCAGGAGAACCAGGUCCCCCAGGAGAGCUAGGGCUGACAGGACCACCAGGAGAGAGAGGACUGCCUGGUCCACCAGGAUUACCUGGUAUUGGCAAGACAGGUAAAGAUGGUUUUCCUGGAAAGCCAGGAUUUCCUGGUGGAAGAGGAGCACCAGGCCCACCAGGUCUACCUGGUGGACCUGGCUUGCCUGGAUUCGGUAAACCAGGAUUUUCAGGGCCCAAAGGGGAUAAAGGGAUGGACGGUUUGCCUGGGGUUCCUGGCCCUAAAGGUGACAAAGGACAUGGAGGACUUUCGGGCAUGAUUGGCCCUCCAGGACCCUUCGGUCCUCCAGGCCUACCAGGGCCAAUGGGACCACGUGGAGGUCUUGGAUUUCCAGGUCCCAGAGGAGAAGCAGGUGCUGGAGGGCCACGAGGGCCAGGAGGCCCUAGGGGUGUACAGGGGCCUCCAGGGCUACCAGGUCAGCCUGGAAUAUCUGGAGAAGGAGGCCAGCCAGGACCACGUGGUCAACCAGGUCCAACAGGCUCAAAGGGGGAAAAUGGACUGAAAGGAUUACCUGGACUUCCUGGGGCACCUGGGUUACCUGGUGCAAAAGGUGAAGGAGGACUGCCAGGUGAACAAGGUUCUCAGGGUCCGAAGGGAAUACCAGGAAUUAUGGGUCCUGGUGGACCAAUUGGACCACCAGGGUUUCCAGGACCAAAAGGGGAAAUUGGACUACAAGGUCAGCCUGGCCUCCCUGGUUUAGGAAUACCAGGGAUCCAAGGUCCCCUAGGACCUCCAGGAAGACCUGGCCCCAGAGGGCCAGCUGGGCAGCCUGGGCAACCAGGACAGCCUGGUCCUCCUGGUCCCCCAGGACCUCCUACUCAGCCACCUGGCAUUGGAGAGGUUCUGCCUGAGAUGGGCCCAGGUCUGGAUGGUGUCAAGACCUCACCAGAUGGUUACAAGAAAAAACAUGGACGGAAAAAUGUGGGUGCUAAUGGAUUAGCGAUACCUGCAUUCGCAGCUCAGCUGACAACUCCUUUCCCUGCAGUGGGGACACCAGUGGUAUUUCACAAGAUCUUACAUAAUGGUGGUCAAAACUACAAUGCCCAAACUGGAAUCUUCACUUGUUACAUUCCAGGGAUUUACUAUUUUGCAUACCAUGUCCACUGCAAAGGAGCAAAUGUGUGGGUGGCACUGUAUAGGAACAAUGAGCCUGUGAUGUAUACAUAUGAUGAAUGCAAAAAGGGCUUCUUGGAUCAAGCUUCAGGCAGUGCAGUGCUGUCCCUAAAGCCUGGGGACAUUGUGUACAUUAAACUCCCAUCAGACCAGGCAGCAGGACUUUAUGCUGGCCAACAUGUCCAUUCAUCUUUCUCUGGAUAUUUGUUAUACCCAGUGUAAAAAAAUUUAACAACAAAAAACCACACAGCUAUUGACUAUUGAUUUUUUUGUGACAAGUGCACAAGCUGUACCAGCUCUUAGUAUAUCCAGUAGGUAUGCAAGUGUAAAGGUACAUACACGAUAUUCAGCCUUUUACUUCUGUGUUGCAGUCUACAAGACUACAACCAGUUCUUCGUUUCAUAAACCAUCAAUACAUAUCUGUUUUUUUAACUUGGUUUCAAAAAAUGAGACCAUCCUACAUAAUAAACUAUACUAAGUGCAUUGGAGACAUCAGAAAAUUAAACUUCUGUGGAUAAACAUACAUACAGAAACAUUUAAGAGGUUUACAUGAAUUUGGAGGUGUGUUACAGGUUCAUUAAUCCUUUCCUGUCAAACUUUUGUGUUUGAACAUGUUCUUGGACUGGCAGCUACCUCUCAAGAAUGUUUAGUAAAAUGUGACUUAAAAAUCUUCAAUACAAACUAAUCACACAAAUAUUCUAAAACCCUUUCAGAUGAUGAUGAUGAUGAUGAUGAUGAUGAUG